This is a messenger RNA of Schistocerca serialis cubense, 771 nucleotides long. RefSeq names its product odorant receptor Or2-like. Bases 1 to 771 code for a protein of 256 amino acids. Gene Ontology annotation, molecular function: odorant binding; olfactory receptor activity. The transcript has 4 exons. NCBI's taxonomy places the organism in Eukaryota, Metazoa, Arthropoda, Insecta, Orthoptera, Acrididae. The record is from RefSeq and is a predicted model, not a curated record. Gene Ontology annotation, cellular component: plasma membrane. Gene Ontology annotation, biological process: detection of chemical stimulus involved in sensory perception of smell; sensory perception of smell.
AUGAGGAAAGAACAACUCAAAAUGGACGACUCAGAAAUAGUCUCUAUCCUUGAUGCAUCGUACAGAUCGGCGAAAACUAUUACACUGUGCAUGACGUUUCUGGGGGGUACUUCACCUGGCGUCUGGGCCAUCAUUCCCACCAUCAUGCGGAAGCUCGGCAUAUUUCCACCAGAGAGGGAACUGCCGGCGACUGCCUGGUAUACCAGCAGAGACACUGACAGUCCCAACUACGAGAUACUCAGCACAUUGCAGUACUUCAGCAUGCAGUACGGCUUCUUCACUGGUGUGGCCCCGGACCUGCUGUUUGUUUCCAUUGUAAUUCACGCAGCUGGACUACUGGAGGUUCUGAACGCUAGAUUGAGACGUGUUGGGGAAAUGUCUCGAAAGCGCAGCGUUAACACUCGCAAACCAGAUAAGCCACCAGAAAAGCUUUCAGAUGGCGUUUCCUCUGCAGAAAUAAUGUGGAAAGAACUUUGCAUAUGCAUCAAAUACCAUCAAGACAUCAUAGAAUUAAUUAAAGAAACUGAAAGAUUGUUGAGCAAACUUGUCCUUCUACAGUUUAUGGGAGCAACUGUUAUUAUUUGCGUCACAUUGUACCAAAGUUCUAAGAAUACGGAGAACAUCGCAGCGCUACUGAUGCUACAGUUAUACUUAGGAGUCAUCAUAUACGAAAUAUUUAUGUACUGCUGGUACGCCCAGGAUAUACUGUAUCAGCUGAUGAGUGCUUCGUACUCCUACUAUGCUCUCCUCAACCAGGUGAACGACAAAUGA